This is a messenger RNA of Xyrauchen texanus (razorback sucker), 3140 nucleotides long. RefSeq names its product nuclear ubiquitous casein and cyclin-dependent kinase substrate 1-like. Gene Ontology annotation, molecular function: single-stranded DNA binding; double-stranded DNA binding. The transcript has 9 exons. Bases 62 to 964 code for a protein of 300 amino acids. The record is from RefSeq and is a predicted model, not a curated record. Gene Ontology annotation, cellular component: cytoplasm. NCBI's taxonomy places the organism in Eukaryota, Metazoa, Chordata, Actinopteri, Cypriniformes, Catostomidae. Gene Ontology annotation, biological process: double-strand break repair via homologous recombination; interstrand cross-link repair.
AAAAGCUGCAGUUUCAGUUUGUUUUAUUCACCAUUUUGAGUAGCUGAAGUAUUCCUGCAAAAUGGCAAGACCAGUGAGGAACAGAAAGGUGGUGAAUUACUCCCAGUUUAACGAAUCUGAUGAUGGAGAUGAGGGCUAUGGCAAAGACAAGGAAACUGUAAAGAAGGUUCGUGCUCCCCCUCGUGAAGUCAAGCACAAGAAGCCUAAGAUCUCGAAGGAUGACAGUGAGGAUUCAGAUGACAAACUCUCCAAAUCCAAAAAUGAUUCUGCGGAUGACUUGGGUAGUGAUGAAGACAACAACUUUGGAGAGGAGGAAGAUGGAGGAAGUGACUAUGAUGAUAAAAAGGCCAAAAAGGCAAAGAAAGCAAAGGUGGAGAAGCCUGGCAAACGGUCACUGAAGAGGAAACGAGGUGGAGAUGACAGUGAUGAUGAUGAUGAUAAAGAAGUCAGCAGGAAACCCAGACAGGUGAGGCAGGCUGCGUCGAAGGCUGUGUCUAAACAGAGAGAAAUCCUGCUGGGAGACGGAGGCAGUGAGGAUGAGGAUAAAGAAGAGGAAGAACAGCAGUUUGUGGACCAAGAGUCAGGCAGCGACGAAGACUUCAUGGUUGAUGACGAUGAUGACAGUGACUACGGACGUUCCAAAAAGAAAGGCAAAAAAGUGAUUCAAAGAGGAAGGAAAGUGGAGAAGAAAGAAAAGAAGUCUCCUAAACCCCGUCUUAAGGCCACAGUGAACCCCAGCCCUGCAAAAGGUAAAGGGAAGGGUCGCCCCAGCGCAGCUAAAGCACUGGAGAAAUCCUCGCCUAAAGACGAUGAAGAACCUGAAAGCCCUCUGGAAGACGAGGAAGAUGAUGAGGUGGAGAAGAAAGAAUCUCUGCCCAAAAAGACAAAGGAAGAUGCCCAUGAGGAUGAUGAUGAUGAAGAGGAAGAAGAUGGUUCAGAGGAGGCUCCAUCCGGGGAAGAUUAGCCAUGUUAUUAACAACUUCCCCUUCUCUUUCUCUUAACACUUUUUUUCCUUUUUUUUUUUUUUUCUAGUUAUAUUCUUUUGUGUGUGUUUCUUGUGGCCUGGCUCAAUAGUUUGAACUUUUUUUUUUUUUUUUCUCACAUUGCCUAUGAUUUCCAUAUCACAAAGGACAUUUCCCCAGAACUUGUGAUCAUAUAUAUCUAUAUAUAUUAUUGAGUAAAAUGUGUCCGAAUGUAUUGAUGGGUAGCAUAUAUAAUCUCAUGGGAAACCCAUUUUCCAACUAGUAGGGUUGGUGCUCGCCCAGGGAAAUAACGAUGAUCUGCUCCCAAAAACUUGGUCAGCCUUUGCGCAAAAGCUCAUAUAUUUGUUUUCAUAACAUUUUUAAAACUUAUCGUCCACUGUCAUUGUUGUGACCAAUCAUUAGGCCUUAUUCAUGACAAAGUCAAUUUGUGCUGUCAGUUCAAUGUGGCAAUUUAAGUAAUGCACCUCUUUCAUGAAAAUCUGUAUGUAAAUCUUUCAUAAUACCAUUCUUACGUGAAUUGCGUAAAAUCAUUUGUAAUACGAUUUCUGUGUGAGUUGUAGGUAAAACAGACAAUUUUGCAUAACUGUGGUUUAUGAACAAUUUACACAGAGAUUUUUGUUACAUUUCAUGAACAGGCCCAUUGUUACAUAAAUUGUCUUAUUUGAUUUGUUAGUUGCAUUCUUUAUGUAAAGUUUCUUUUAUUUUUAUGUUGGAACCUUAUUCUGAACUAUUUCUACAGGAAUUUUCAUGCAUGAGGCCCAAUUAGUUUGCUGUGUCGUGACAUCUCUAGAAAGGCAUUUGUUACACAAUUUCACAAUUUAAUUUUUUUUGUUCGAAUUUGAGGUGUUUUUUUCUGUUACUGUUGGCCAGGGUUCUCCCUUAUCCCAGGACUUAAGUCGUUUUGUAUUUAUUCAAUGUGCGCUACUAGCUCCUUUUUUAACCUCGAUCAACCGCUGAAGAUGGAGAAACGCAUCUACACCGAGAACUAAUGCUCAUGGUUUGAGAAUAACUUGUACCAUAUUACCCUAUCGAUCCCCAGUUUGAACUAUACCAUUAUGCAUUUUGAUAUUUCAAAGGAAUAUUCCAGGUUCAGAUCAAGAUUUUGGUAUGCUGUUGAUUACCACAGAAAUUAUUCGAAACUCAUUCAUAGUUAGCACUUAUAAUGGAAGUCAAUGGGGCAAGUGCACAAUGGUUGCCCCAUAGACUUCCAUUGUAAGUGUUUCGACACUUGUUUUGUUUGUUUUUACAAACUGAGCUACGAAUCCAAUUUUCAGUGGUAAUCAACACUUUGCUGCAAAAAGAGCUUAACUUUAAGGAAUUGCAUUAAUUUAGCUCUGUCCUCCUAUAAUGUGGGUUUGUUUGCCCCUUUUUUUCUUCUUCUUCUCCUUUCUUUGUCCACUGUCAUCUCGUAUAAAGGCUGCAGUACGAAUGCUAUCAUCUCUUUUGUCAAAGGAGGCAUGCAUGAGCGUGGUGAGACCGGUCCUGAAAAGCAGUUAAUUGUACGGAAUGUGAAUUUGAGGUCGCACGCACUGUUGCCACCUUACGAAGCCUUUUUUAAUUUUUUUAUAUAUAUAUACAUAUAUAUAUAUAUAUAUAUAUAUAUUAGUGCACCGCAAAGUUAAGCAUUACAAAUCAGUGCUAGCUAUGACACAUACCUGAUUUGUCCGGAGAUUGUAUUGCCGAAUGUUGGGGGGGGCUCUUCAAUUAAGCAAAUUACGUUUCAAGUCAAAUAUUGUUGCUAUUGGAUCGCCCUGGAACAAAUACAUUUGUAAUGUCAUGACAGAGAUUGGCAUAUUUGCGCUGUGAUGAUGGAGAAGAAUUGUACCAUUCAUACCUUAUGUGUGUUUGCUCGUAAAAUAUAUAUCUGUUGCUGCUUGUUUUUAAUUUUCAGACACACAUGAUGUGUAUCCUGUGAUGCAUUUUAAGGGGCUUUUCCGUCUGCAGUGCAUAAAUGGCAUCCUGACAUGGGUCGAUCCUUCUGCCAGGCAUCUCUGAAUAUUUUCCAUUUAUGCUGUCUAAAUUGGUUUUUAACCUUGCAGUCCAAAAACACGUAUGAAUGUUUUGUUUUGUGCUUUUAAAUUUUUUUUUUUUUUUUUUCUCCAGAUUUUUUUUUUGUAAUGUUUGUUUUUUUAAGAAAAGAAAUAAAAUGUAUCUUCA